Molecule: messenger RNA, 2024 nt
Organism: Schistosoma rodhaini
Lineage: Eukaryota; Metazoa; Platyhelminthes; Trematoda; Strigeidida; Schistosomatidae
Source: the annotation of a GenBank genome assembly
UAAUUGACAUUAUCUAUGAACAUAAUAAGAGAACAAUAUCAGUAGUAUAAAUUUGUGAAAACAACAAAAUGCGAAUGAUCACAUUCAUAAAACAAUAUCUCAUUCAUUAUACAAUCAUGAAUUCAUUCAUUAUCUUAGAAUUAUUAUUAUCAUUAUAUACUACUGAUAGUAGUAAACUAAAAAUAUGUAAUUUUAAUAUCUCUAUUAUCAAAACUAAUAAAUCCUGUACUAUUGAACGGAUCAAAGAUGCUGGGAAACGGCAUAAAUUUUUAUUAUUUAAUUCAAAUGAUAUAAACAUCAAAUUUCAUUUAUAUUGUCCAAUAUGUCAAAAUGAACAAUUAGAUACAUUUGAAUGGCAAUAUAUACCACAUUAUAAGAGAUAUCAAAUAUUUAUAAAAGGUAAUAAAACUUUAUAUGAAAAUGAUUUAAUGCUUAACAACAAGCUCUUAGAGACUAUUCAAGAUAACCCAGAGAAUAAUCUUUGUAUUCACAAAAGGAAUUUCCAAUUAAUUGGUUAUAAUAAUAUAAAUGCUAAUCAAUAUAUGGGUACAUAUGUAUGUAGAAAUUUAUUAGAUUCAAUGCAUCCAUCUAAUUUUAUAUGGUAUCAUUUAUAUAGAAUUCAUUCAUAUAAACAAAAUUCAAAAGUUUUAUUUCAAAUCAACCGCACAUUCAAUCAUUCUAUUCAAACAAAAAAAUUUUUACAAAAACAAAUUAAUAUUACUGAAUUAUAUUAUAAUACUACUGAAUUAAUGGAUUAUUCUUAUUUAAAUAUAUUGAAUAUAACAUUUAAAUUCAAUGAAGUAAAUGAGAUUGAAAAAGAAGGCGGUAAAAUUAAAAUUAAACAAUAUCAACGAUGUUAUAUUAAAAUAUUAUUAUAUGAAUCUGAAUUUAAACAAACUAUAAAUAGCCCUAGCAACAACAACAACAACAACAACAACCACCACCACAACAACAACAAUAAUAAUGAUUAUGAAAGGAUAGAAAUCAAUAAAAUAUUAAGAUUAUCAUUUGAAUAUUUUAUUAAAUUAUAUCAAUUAAAAUUAAAUAAUUCAUAUCAAUUAGCUAUAAAUAAAGCUAAAUAUUUCGGAUUUCAAUUAGAUAUUACUAAUAAUUAUAUUUUGUUACCAUGUGAAUAUGAAUUUAUACAACAUUUAUUUAUACCAAUUAUAAAUAAAUUUCCAUUAUAUAGUCGUUAUAUAGAAUUGAAUUAUGAAUAUCCAUUUGAACCAAUGAAUUUAACCAAAUUGAUUCAUUUAAAUAAAUUAAAAUAUGAAAUGUUGAAUCAAACAAAAACGUUUAUCAUUUCAUCAACUCAACAUUAUCAUAAGAAUAAGGAUGAUUAUCAUCAUAUACCAAUAUAUAAUAUAUAUCUAAAUGAAUAUCAUCAAUCUUUAAUAUUGAAAUGUGAUAAUUCAAAUAAAAUAAAAAAACAAUUAAAUUGUACAAAUAAAAUGAAUCCUAAUGCAUAUUGGAUAUUAUCAUCAUCAUCAUCAUCAUCGCCGCCGCCGCCGUCGUCGUCGACGAAGAAUAACAUGAACUAUAUAGUGAAUAUAGAAAAGUCAAGUUCACCUUAUAUGACAAAUGAUUGUGAAUUAAAAUUUGAUAUUCUUCAUAGAAAUCAUAAUGGUACUUAUUAUUGUUAUAUGAAAAAUUCAACUUUUAAUAUAACUACUCAACAAGAUAAACCAAUUAUAGUUUAUCAUUUAUAUAUACAAAGAGUAAAUGAUCAUUUGCCAUUACAAAAUAACAUAAUCAUUGGGAUAAUCAUUUUAAUUAUAUGGUCAUUUAUAUUAAUAAUGAUUUGGAUACUUCUUCAUGAUUGUAUAAACUAUGUAAAGCAAAUAGGAUUGAAUUAUCACUUUUGAAAUGGCAUACAUCAAUAAAAGUAUAUUCAUGUAUUCAAGUGUUUUCAAGAAGAUAGCAUCUGAAGAAGGUUUGAUUUGUUCAAAUAACAGUGUCAGAAUGUUUUGCGUGUUUCUCCCUCCAAAUUCUAAAAGUUACCUUGAAAUAAGUCUGCAUCACUG